CAGCCAACCAGUAACCAACAGACAAACCAGCCAACCAGCCGAUUCAUGACCGACCAACAGACAAACCAGCCAUGACUAACCGAUCCACGACCAACUGACCAACUAGCCAACCAGCAACCAGCAGACAAACCAGCCAACCAUAACCAACAGAAAACCAGCCAGACUAAACCGAUCCAACGACCAACCGACGCACCCACCAGCCAACUAGCAAACAAACAGACAAACCA
Messenger RNA from Octopus sinensis (East Asian common octopus), 227 nucleotides. RefSeq names its product probable hemoglobin and hemoglobin-haptoglobin-binding protein 3. The annotation marks the transcript as partial. The record is from RefSeq and is a predicted model, not a curated record. NCBI's taxonomy places the organism in Eukaryota, Metazoa, Mollusca, Cephalopoda, Octopoda, Octopodidae. The transcript is spliced from 3 exons.